Messenger RNA from Anopheles nili, 6473 nucleotides. RefSeq lists its product as uncharacterized. The record is from RefSeq and is a predicted model, not a curated record. Lineage: Eukaryota; Metazoa; Arthropoda; Insecta; Diptera; Culicidae. The transcript has 12 exons. Gene Ontology annotation, biological process: signal transduction; regulation of Rho protein signal transduction; actin cytoskeleton organization. Gene Ontology annotation, molecular function: lipid binding; GTPase activator activity. Bases 1 to 4911 code for a protein of 1636 amino acids.
AUGAUCGGCAAGUGUAUUAUGACGUCUCGGAGUGGCCCCGGUGGCUGUCCCGGUUGUGAUGAUGGUGCGAAUGUUUCACACAACAGCAACCACAUUCCGAAGGAUGCGGUUCCGGUGGAUGCUGGCAGGACUAGUGCCGUCCCGGUGACAGGGAACGGGUGUGUGGUUGGAUCGUCGGUGGAUCGGGUUGCUGUUCGAAGCCCGUUUCCACGCCGAAAUGAAACGAUCGCAACGGAUCGUGUGUCGUCCCAAGGGACCACCGUUUCUGGCCAGGUGGAAAGCGGAACCGGAAUGAUGGAUGAGUCCUUGCAGCCUUCGACGAUGGGAGGCGAUGAUUGUACCGGUGUUGAUACAACAGAUGCUGCCAGCGGAACCACGGUCAAGUCCGGAUCGUCUCAAACUGCGGGCGGGAUCUUGAUCGAAAAGGAUGAAGAUCCCUACGCCGAGCUGGAAAGGAUCCUGGAAAGAGCGCAGGCGGAGAUAUCGGAAAUGUUUGAGCAAACCCUGCUGGAGGAAAAUUUGGCCGCCGUAGCAGCCCCAGCCGGAAGCGACAAAAAGCGGAAAAACGACCUAAAGGCACAUCAUGACGAGGAGCAAACGAACGACAACCGUGGUCCACCCAGGAACGGUUCACAUCCGCAGCAACAUCAUCACCAUGAUCAUCGUCAGCAGCAACACGCUAGUCAUCACGUGAAGUAUGCAACCAUACCGCACGCACAUGUUACCCAUCAAAGCAAAGCGGCCAUCGGUGGAGCACAUUCGGCUACGAUCGAGCGGAAUCACUGGCCACCGGUAGCCGCCGAUGGAGGUUCCAAGCGAACCCGCAAUUCGUACGAUCCACGGUACAGAUCGCACGAUCGGAUGGAGCUGGUUAGUUCGACCACUUCCGGUAUGACGCCCGGUUCGUUGCCGAAGGUGAUGGCGGUUUAUAAAACUGGCACUCGUUCCCAAUCGGCUGGAGAAGCGAUGUACUCGAGCGGGUAUAGCAGUUACGGACGGUACACGGAGCGAUCGGAUAGUUUGUCGGAUGAUAUGAGCCUGCUGGAUGUGAGAGCUGCCUGUUGUGGUGAUGAUAGUCAGGAAGGUGCUGGAGAUGAUACGACGUCCGAUGAACGUGACACGAUCGUGACUGGUGGUGUCAGGAGGCGGCAUCAACCCAAAGGUCCUUCGGCUUUGGUGACUUCCGGUGGGACAGUCAGAACCGGCAAGACCACUUCCAGCAGUAAUAGUGAUCGGAGCAUGAAAACGAGCACGAAUAGCCUCCCAUCGGAGGCCGUUGGUCACCGGAAUCUGGCAUUACAUCUGAAAUUUAAAUCACACCAGAGUGCGAUCGAUGCAAAACGGAAACAGUUCUUCCUUACGCUCGAUCAGGAACCAUUUCAACCGUUGAAAUCGAACAUGGCCGAUCUGCCGUCCCCGAGCAGCACGUCGCUGCACAGUGGCCACAAUCAUCUCAUCGCGGAGGAGCUUGGUUCUAAGUCGAGUUCGGCACCGGUGCUGCUAAAGGACGAGGAGAACAUCCUUACGGUGCCAAGGGCGAAUCUGCGCUACUCGCGAUCACAGAGCGAUCGACAUCUGGCGGAAAUCGAAGCUAUCGAAGCGUGUCGAUGGUUACGUGCCGCCGGAUUCCCACAGUACGCCCAGAUGUACGAGGAUCACCAGUUUCCCAUCGUCGUGGAGGACGUCGCGAAGGAUCAUCCAUUCCUGGAGAAUGACCCGCUACAAUCGCUGUUCCGCCGACUACACACGCUCAAUCGGUGCGCUAAUAUGCACCUUGACGCGCACCAACACACGCCAAAACCUUCGCAACGUGACGACUCGGACGAUGAUAGUUGUGCGCUCAGCGAAGCCUGGACAUUCCAACACAAUAGCCGGCGCUGGUCGCGGGUUGACGACGCGAUCGGGCUGGUCAGUGUGAUAAACAAUAAGCAGCAGCAACAACAGAGGUCCUCCACGCGAGAUGGCAAAGGACCCGGUGGGGGUGAUUCUUCGACCGCAAAUGGUGGCUCUCAAACACGCCGGCACAACAACAAUAACACGCUGCUACGUGCGGAGGAUCACGAAAAGCUGUGGCUCGAGUCGGGUGGGAAGAUCACGAUCGGUGUCCCAUCCGACACGGACUCGCAGGACGAUUGUGGCGGUACCGUGCACUUACGACGCACCGGAAGCGAACGGUUGAAGGAUGGCGCUAAGGCGAUCCUGCGGCGUGUGGAGUCGAUCAAAUCGAGACGCCGGAAAAAGCAGAACCGUGACGGUUUGAUCAUCCUGGCACCACCUCCGGCACACUCGAGUGCGCAUCUAUCGCCUCACCACGGUGCAUCGUCGUACGACGUGAUGUCAUACUCUAACCCUACUUCACCGCGACCAUCAUCCGAGAUGCUCGCGUUUGGGGACGCACUUGAUGCGGCUGGUAACCGCAGGAACCCAUUCGGGAACGAGCAGUUGGGCUUGAGACGGAACCAUCACCAUCUGAUGCUGUCACCGAAUUCGAGUGCGCCUUCGAACGCAUGGUCACCUUUGCACGGAUCAGCCGGCGGAACACUUCCGUUCCGGCAGCAGGUUCAGUUACAGCAAGAGGGCCGAUCCGGUGAUGACUCAUCGUCGAUUUGCAGCGAAGAUAGCGGUGGCGGUGGUGGAACCGGGUUCGAAUUUAGCUCAACUAACGCCGGAACCGGGCGCUCAGAAAAAUCGGCCAGUACGCGGAAGUACACGCGAGCGAAGAAAGCCCUACGGAGCAAGGUCAUCACCAGUACGGUGUCGGAUGAUGUGUCCGGUGGAGGCGCCCUGUCCGAUUCCGAGUGUCACGCGAAACAGCGCCGAUCGAAGAUCAAGAUCGAGCUCGUAGGUGAUCUGCAAGGUCGGAACGAUGACGGUGUAUCGACGACGACUACUACGACUGGUAUGGAUGCGAAGGGUGCCACACUGGCCGCUCCAGAUGCGUCACCAUCGAAACUGCACCGUGGCGGUUCACUGAAUCUCGGCAAAGCAUCUCGCCGGUACCGGGACGCAUUUAGCAAUCGCUCUGUGCGCCACAGCUCGAAACAAGCGGACGACGGAAGUGAACGUCCUUCCGGCAAACGCCCAACCGUAGCUCGGUGGCACAGUUUUCAGCAGCCGAAGGUGUCCCCGAUUGACCUUAAACAGGCGGAUCAGCUAGCGGCCGGUUCGAAGGACGAUCGGAAAUCUACACCGCAACGUACCGGUUCCGCAAUCAGUCAACUAGUCAGCAGUACCAGCUCACCCGGGGGAAACGCGGUGAUCACGGGUAAACCCCACAAACCGGUGGUCACUUCCGGAACCACCAUCGAGAGCGGCCAGUUGCAGCAACGGACGGCUGACGGUGGUGCAGAUCCAGGCGGUGGUGGUGGUGCCGGACUACGGAUGUCCGAGAUGUCCUGCGGACAGCUGCUGGUCGUGCGCAAACUCGGUCUGGCCAACUUGACCGGGUACAUGGAGCGGUACUGUCCAACACACCGGUCCGGUUGGAACUGGGACCUGCCGAAGUUCAUCAAGCGCAUCAAAACGCCCGAUUACAAGGACCGCCGAGUUUUCGGACUUCCGUUGGUGAUGAACCUGCAGAAGUACGGUGGUACGGUGCCGCACACGAUUCGUCUCGCGUUCGGAUGGCUCGAACGGAACGCACUCGACCAGGUCGGUCUGUUCCGGAAGCCGGGUGUGAAGUCACGCAUCGCAAAACUCCGGUCCGUCAUCGAGGCAAGCAAUGAUGUCGGUUGGCGGAGUGACAUGUUCGAUGAGUACCAUGCGUAUGACGUUGCGGACCUGCUAAAGCAGUACUUCCGUGAGCUGCCCGAUCCACUACUCACGGGGAAGUUGUCGGAGACAUUCAUUGCGAUAUUCCAAUAUCUACCGGAAGAGGUUCGUGCGGAAGCGGUCCAAUCGGCCAUUUUGCUGUUACCGGAUGAACACCGUGAGGUGUUGCAUCUGCUGCUGACAUUCCUUGAGCGGGUGGUGCGUAACUCAAGCCUCAACCAAAUGACGGCCAACAACCUGGCCGUUUGUUUCGCACCGUCGCUGUUUUAUCUGCUCUCUGGAAAUAGGUACACGGCGGCAUCUCCGAGGAGAAAGAAAACGGGUCCCGGAUCGGGCGCACCGGACGAAAAGGAACUGUCGGAGGCGAAGGCCUCACACGAGUGUCUGGCGUACAUGAUCGAUCGCUUCCAGAGCCUCUGGACGAUCACCAGCGAACAGAUGCGCCGGUGCAACUUCAACUACAUGGACGAAUCGAAACCGGUGCCGCUUGCAUCGCUCGGUAUGGAGAUGCACGUGCAAAACUGGCGCGGAUAUCUGUCCGAAUCGAUCAACGAGUGUCUCCGGGAGGGUCGUGAACGCCCGCGCGGUUGGGUUUCACUCAGCUCGACGGACCCGUCGGUGGCCACGUUCUUCAAGAAGGUUGGCGAUGGCCAUCCACUGCGGCUGUGGAAGUGCGUCACCGAGGUGGAAGCUCCACCAAUGGAGGUGAUCGAGCACAUCGUUAAGGAACGGCAGCUCUGGGAUGCGUAUCUGAUGAAGUGGCGUACGGUUGAGCAGCUGGAUCAUGACACCGAUGUGUUUCAGUAUGCUUGCGGGCAGCCCAUCACGGAGUACUGCGUUGUGAGGCAAUGGAAAAACGAUCUGCCCCGUGGUGCUUGCGUGAUAGUGGAGGUUUCCAUUUCCCAUGAAAAUGCCACCUGCUUGCUCGGUGGCGUAAAUGGCGUCGUGCUGGCUUCACGCUACCUUAUCGAGCCCUGCGGAAGUGGAAAGUGCAAGUUGAUGCACCUGUCGCGCGUCGAUAUGAAGGGUCGCACGCCUGACUGGUACAACAAAAACUACGGGCACAUAUGUCAGCAAUAUCUGUCGAAGAUUAAAAAAUUCUUCGAACACUACACCGAGGGACCUGAAACUAAAGUAUAAAUCCAUUGCGCACCCAGCAAGGACCCUCCCCAUUGCGGCCGGUCCAACCCUGCGAGGUGUCGCGGUUGGUUUAUUCACAAAAACCUUCACCAAAAAUCGUCCCAUCGGGCGACGAACAGUGGAGAAGCAAUCUCACCCGAGCGAGAAUCGUUAUCGUUGUUCGAGGUUUCCGUUUUGGUGUUUUGCGUUGUUGUUAAGGAAUGCGGUUGCACGGAAAACGGCAAUCCCCGGAACCGAAUACCUUUAUAUAUAUACACACACACACUCACACUCAACCUAUCGGUUGAUCGCUCACUGAUCGCGGAAAAACGCGAUAGAGUGCAGUGAACUUUGAGGAACCAGUUAUUGUCCUGAAACAUUCCAGAAUUUCAUUACCAAGUGCCUAUGAUAAAACAAAGCAUACACACAAAACACACACUAAAGGAGUUCAAUCAAUGUUGUUUACAGAGCUAAGAAGGAUUCAGGGAUCGCGUAGGAAAGCGCCUGUUAGGCAUGGUUUUGAGCCAACAGAGCAAGAAGCGAGAAACAAACAGACAGAGGAAUAAAAUAAAAACAUGUUUAAGGAUAUCGAAUUGUUAUGGAUAUGGCCCACCGCUAGGGUGGGCUGUAACACGCAGCUGGAGUGAACGCCAACAGCCUUCACCUGAUCACCCCGCGACGUCCUGCCGAUCGCAAAUACCGAGAACCAACUACUGCAACCUUCGCUGCAUGUAGCAACAGUUAUACCCGAACAGGGAAAGGAAGAGCAUACGGAUGAUACGUAGUAAUUGGAACGUAUCGUAUCGUAUCGCGAAACAGCCACAACAACUAAAACUAGUCCAAACACACAAAACUAAACCAUUAUGUAGUGAAACCUGUUUUUGUUUUUUUUUUAACGAGUACGAUUAAUUGGUAGCCUGUCACUGUGUACAUUGCUACCCCCUGAUGCAGCAGCAUUUAAUACGCAUUAUCCUUUAAGAUUGCCUUCUAUUUCUUCUUUAAAUACCAUUAUUACUAAUUUGUAGAUAGUUUUUUUAUAUAGGUUGAUAAGAUGUUUUUCUUUUUGUUUUGGUACUGUACGAUGCAACAAUGUAAAACUUGAAACAAAAAUGCGCAAACAAAUUACGCGCGUAUUAAGUGUGCGCGAGUUGCGGUAGAAUUAGGCGAGUUAAAACCAAGACCAUUAGGAAAAAGACAAAAAGAAAACAGGGCCAGAUAAUACUACACCAACCAUCACAACCGCCCCUUAUCCGCCGGGACCAACGCUGGGCCUUUAGUGUCCGGGCAGCAGGGAAUUGUACCAGUCUCCAAUAGACGCACAUUCGAAGGCUGCCCUUUUCCUCUCUGUGUGUAAGCGCGGAAAAGCGUGAAGAUACAUGUUGUGUAACUGUGUGUCCAACCUCCAUAAAAAGGAGCUUUUGAGAAGCAAGCCGAUAUAUAGAGACUGUGAAUUCUCAAAUCCGCCACCAUCCCGCGGGAAGCGGAACAUUCUUAUAUUAUGGUGCAUUGCGGAGCGACCAGCUCGCGAGCGAUCGUUGUGACUAUUAAGCAAAUAAAAAAAACCAGUAAAAAAAAUCCCAUAC